Molecule: messenger RNA, 3894 nt
Organism: Phymastichus coffea
Lineage: Eukaryota; Metazoa; Arthropoda; Insecta; Hymenoptera; Eulophidae
Exons: 1
Coding region: 1-3894 (1297 amino acids)
Biological process (GO): DNA integration
Molecular function (GO): nucleic acid binding
Source: RefSeq, a predicted model, not a curated record
AUGACCACGGCUGUUUUAAAAUUUCAGUCGUCGCCAGGAAACAGUCUCACGGCGCGUGCUCUACUAGACUCUUGUUCGAACGCCAACUUGAUGACUUCCAAUUUCGCGACUCGUUUGAAAUUGCCUACGAAUAAAUGCUUCGUCAACAUUGGCGCGGUCGAUAACACAAGCGUUAUUUCGGAUCGGUUUGCGAAGGCGGUCUUCUAUUCCACAUACAACAACGUCCGAUAUCAAUUAAACUUUUUAAUCGUGCCUGAAAUAGCAAAUAGAAUACCGAAUGAAGUCUUUCCUCGAGAGCAAUUCCACAUUCCGCGAAAUAUAAAAUUAGCGGAUCCGCAGUUUCAUAUUCCGAGAGCAGUCGACGUGCUGUUAGCAUCGGGUACUACUUUGUCAUCUCUCGCCAUCGGGCAAAUAGAAUUGGAAAUUCCGCAAUCGAAAAUCACUCUUCAAAAAACAUCCUUUGGUUGGAUAGUCGCGGGAGGUUCCACGCCCGACGGGACUCUCAACAACGUAACAUGCAACGCGGUAAAACUCGAUCAGUUGCUCGAGAGAUUUUUCACGAUUGAAGACCUUGAUUAUCAACCUAUCAAGGCUCCCGACGAUAUUGCGAGUGAAGAACACUAUGUCAAAAAUACGACGCGCGAUGAGUUCGGGCGGUAUACAGUUCGCUUACCUUUUCGAGACAUUAAUUUCGAUCUUGGCACUUCCAGAUUGCAAGCGUUAAAAAGGUUUCACGCGUUAGAAAGGAAAUUUCAAGCUAAUCCGCGUCUUAAGAUCGAAUACGAGAAAGAAAUUAAUAGUUACUUAGAAUUAGGGCAUAUGACGUUGUGCGAUAGCGAUAACGACGAAGGAUAUUAUCUGCCGCAUCAUGCGGUUCUCAAGGAAUCAAGCGAUACUACCAAGUGCCGGGUAGUUUUCGACGCGUCGGCCAAAUCCUCGACCGGAAUUUCGUUGAACGAUGUAUUAUUGACAGGGCCCACGAUUCAGGAAACUCUUUUGAAUCAAAUCUUUCAUUUCCGCACAUAUCCUUUCGUCCUCACUGCAGACAUCGAGAAAAUGUAUAAGCAGGUGUGGGUUCAUCCGAGCGACAGACGGUUUCAAAAGAUUUUUUGGUAUCACGAAGACAAAGUGAGGUCGUUCACUUUGAACACAGUCACAUUCGGCGUAAAAUGCGCUCCGUUCCUCGCGAUCCGAACAUUGCAUCAGCUAGCUACCGACGAAGAAGCCGUGUUUCCUCGAGCGGCAAUGCUACUCCGACGGCGCUUCUACGUUGAUGAUUUCUUAUUCGGCGCGGAAACGUUACACGACAUUCUAACUAUCCGAGACGAGAUGAUCCAACUCUUAAGUCGCGGAGGCUUCGUGAUUCGAAAAUGGUCCUCUAAUCACCCGUCCGCAUUGGAAAACAUCGAUAAGAAAAUUUUCGAGCUUGACUGCGGUAUACAAGGAAAUCCCAUCAAAAAGACGCUCGGAGUCAUAUGGGAUUCGCAGCAUGACGUAUUCACAUGUUCGGUAGAGGUAGAAGACCCGGCUCUCGUCUCUACUAAGAGAAGGCUUCUCUCUCAAAUUGCGAAAAUCUUCGAUCCGCUAGGAUUAUUAGGGCCUGUCAUUUUGUACGCGAAGGCAUUAGUGCAGGAAUGUUGGAGGGCCAACAUUACUUGGGAUGAGUCGUUGCCUCAAUCCAUACAUACUAAAUGGGAAGCAUUAGCAGAACGGCUUCCGCUAAUUCAACAGCUCGCAAUACCGAGACACUUGCGUUGCGAAAAUUCGAAGGUUACCGAAAUCCACGGGUUUUGCGACGCGUCGUUUAACGGCUACAGCGCUUGUUUGUUCGUUCGCUCUAUCAAUGCAACCGGACGCGUCACUAUGAGGCUAGCUUGCAGCAAAUCUAAAGUCGCUUCUCUGAAUCACAACACAAUUCCGCGACUAGAACUAGCGGGCGCAACGUUAUUAAAAAGAACAUAUGUAAAUUAUCGAAAUCAGCUGGAUUUCCCGAUCAAGCGAGUGAUUUUUUGGUCCGAUUCAAUGAUCGUGCUAUGCUGGCUUAAGAAACCUCCUCAUGUUUUAAAGACGUAUGAGUCUAAUAGAGUUAAAGAUAUUCAGCAAUUAGAUAAGGAAGUUGAAUGGAGACACAUACGCUCGAAAGACAACCCAGCUGACUCGUUAUCUCGGGGACAACUACCGGAUCAUCUUUUAAACAAUUCGCUCUGGACGUCGGGUCCUCAAUGGCUAAAGCUACCGGAAAACGAGUGGCCCCAGUCGCCUAUCAUUUCAUCUCCAGUUAAUUCGACCGGGUUCAAAGAAGGAAUAGUGUUGCUCAAUUCACUAGGUGGAGCCGAUAUUUAUUCUCGAUUUUCGGAUUACGGUCGCUUAAUACGAUCAAUAGCGUAUCUUCUCCGUUGGAGAAGGAAAGAACCCUUACGCGACAGCGUUCCGACGACGGAAAAAUCAAAAAGGGGAGUUCGCUACCUCUCCUCAGCGGAAAUCGCUUAUGCAGAGCGUCUGAUCCUUCUCUUGAUUCAGCGAGAAAACUUUAGCACAGAAAUCAAACUUCUACGAUCCAAUGACAACAAGGCGACGGGAACUCUUCGUGGCACUUUUCGAAAUCGAACCAAGUUCGAUGAAAUUAGUCCUUUUUUAGACGGCGAUGGGCUGAUUCGCGUGGGUGGCCGGCUAAAAAAUUCCAAUCUUCCUUUCAAUCAGAAGCAUCCGAUACUACUUCCGCAAGGGCAUCACGUGUCCGACUUAAUCAUUAGCGAUGCGCACCGUCGGAAUUUGCACGGCGGCAUUCAGUCCACUCUUCAUACUGUUCGUGAGAGAUUUUGGAUUUUAAACGGAAAGAAUCAAGUCCGACACAUCGUUCAUAGAUGCGUGCCAUGCAUACGCCAAAAACCACGGUUUUCUCACGCGAAAAUGGCAGAUUUACCUGCUGCUAGAGUAACUCCCAGCGUAGCUUUCGCGGAAACGGGAGUCGAUUUUUUCGGGCCAAUUUUGAUAAAGGAAAAGAAAGAUCGUAAUCGCAGUUUUAUCAAAGCAUACGGUUGCGUUUUUGUAUGCAUGGCUUCGAAGGCUGUGCAUAUUGAAGUGGCUUCCGAUCUAACUACGGGAGGCUUUUUAGCCUGUUUUCGCCGAUUCAUCAGCAUUCGCGGAAGGCCACUCGCGAUGCACUCCGACAACGGAACGAACUUCGUUGGUGCAAACAAUGAAUUGAAAAAAAUCUACGACUUGCACGCAACGGCAGAAUUCAAAAACGCGAUUCAGGAAUACGCUAUCUCCAAGCGCAUUGAGUGGAACUUCAAUCCACCUCUCUCUCCGCACUUUGGUGGGCUCUGGGAGGCGGCAGUCAAAAGUUUUAAACAUCAUCUCAAUCGCAUGAUGAAGGAUCAGUCGUUUACGUACGAGCAACUCGACACUCUGCUCAAGGAAAUCGCCGCGAUCUUAAACUCGAGACCGUUGUACGUGGACUCCGCGGAUCCAAACGACCCACUGGUCAUAACGCCUGCUCAUCUGUUAAUAGGGCGAUCAUUCAAUAAGUUACUUGAAUCCGAUGUUGUUUCAGUUUCAGAUAAUCGGCUGUCUAUUUAUCAACGUGUCACCAAAAUCCGGCAAGACUUCUGGAAGAGGUGGUACAAGGAGUACCUGCAUGAACUCCAAACUCGUCGGAAAUGGCUAACGUCGGCUACUGCACUAUCCGUCGGCUCCGUCGUCGUGUCGAUGGAAGACAACUCGGCGUGUUCCAGAUGGCCGCUCGGCGUUGUCCUCGAGGUGCACCCCGGAAGUGAUGGCAUCGCGAGAGUAGCAACGAUCAAAACUUCGACCGGCGUUUUUAAGCGAAACAUUACGCGUCUGUGCGUGUUACCAUUGGAGCAGACUAAGGAGCUCCAAACCGCGUUUUAG